GCCAUCAUCCAUGGCAUGGGAAGGACAGAGCAGAACUUCAAGAUAGUCCUUUUCCAGCUGACCACUCUUGUUACCGGCGGCACUUGUGGAAUUGGGUCUUUAUUUGUGGAAGAACUUUCUGAAAUGGGUGCAAUUGUGCACACAUGUUCAAGAAAUGAAGCGGAGCUCCAUCAACGUUUGCAAGAAUGGAAUGCAAAAGGAUUUAAAGUGAGUGGUUCUGUAUGUGAUGCUUCUUCUAGAGACCAAAGAACAGAGCUCAUAGAAAAGGUCUCCUCAAUUUUCAAUGGCAAACUCAACAUUCUUAUAAAUAAUGUUGGGUCGAACAUCAGGAUGUUAACUGUUGAUUAUUCUGUUGAAGAAUAUUCCUAUCUCUUGGCUACAAACUUUGAUGCUGUGUUCAUAUCAUCGGUCGCUGCUUUAAUUGACAUAUCGUCCGGAUCUAUUUAUGGAGUGACUAAAGGUGCAAUAAAUCAGCUUACAAGGAAUUUGGCUUGUGAAUGGGCAAAAGAAGGCAUUCGUGUCAAUUGCGUUGCACCUUGGUAUAUCAAAAUCUCUCUUGUGGAACAUCUCAUAUGUGUUUAUCUAGGUCAUGAUCAUUAUAGGUCGGAAUUUGGAGAGCUUCCUAGGAACAUUCUGACAUGCUCUUUGUUUUAA
Olea europaea var. sylvestris is the source of this 654-nucleotide messenger RNA. RefSeq names its product tropinone reductase homolog At5g06060-like. The transcript is spliced from 6 exons. NCBI's taxonomy places the organism in Eukaryota, Viridiplantae, Streptophyta, Magnoliopsida, Lamiales, Oleaceae. Gene Ontology annotation, molecular function: oxidoreductase activity. The record is from RefSeq and is a predicted model, not a curated record. Bases 16 to 654 code for a protein of 212 amino acids.